GUUGGACGUGGAAUUGCGUGGAACUGCGACUGCUAUCGACUACCCGACUACGACUACCAUGGGCGUUGUGGAUGGAUUCUACGAGGGCUGCGAAAUCUUUGUUACCGGCGGCUCAGGUGUGGUGGGCAAGGCGCUGAUCGAGAAGCUGCUACGCUCCUGCAAUGUGAAGCGCAUCUAUGUGCUGCUCCGCACCAAGAAGCAGCUGAGUGCCGAGCAGCGUUUGGACAAGCUGCGACAGGCCAACAUCUUUCAGGUGCUGCGCCUUCAAAAGCCUCAAGAGGUGGACAAACUUGUUGCCAUACCAGGUGAUGUCUCGCUGCCCCAGUUGGGCAUUUCCUCCGAGCAUCGCCAGCUGCUCUCGAAUGUCUCGAUUGUGUUCCACUGUGCGGCCACAGUGCGCUUCGAUGAGCCGCUGCGCAUCGCAUUGCGACUCAACGUGGGCGGCACCUUGGAGGCCCUUAAGUUUGCCGAGCAACUGCAGCAGCUGCGCAUUUUCGUGCACGUCUCAACGUUCUUCAGCAAUCCGUACCUGGAGCGUGUGGAGCCCAGGUACUAUUCUUCGCCCAUGGACUGGCGUCUGUGUUUGCGUCUGUUGGACGAGAUCAAGGAUGACGACGUGCUAGAUGCUCUCACCUCCAAACUGACCGUGGGUUUCCCCAACACAUACACGUUUACCAAGAACCUCGCCGAGUCCCUAAUCAAUGACUACCACACUCGACUGCCCGUGAUUGUCUAUCGUCCCUCAAUAUUGUUGUUUGCUGUGCGUGAUCCGUUGCCGGGAUAUGCACCCUCAUUGAUGGGCGCCAUGGGUCUUUUCUCGCUGGUGGGCGCCGGAGUGCUGAAGACCGUCUACAUACGCAAAGAUGUGCAUUUGGACAUUACGCCUCAGGACAUGGGAAUCAAGGCUUUGUGCUACUACGCCUAUGCUGGCUGCGAGGCCUAUCGCAAUGGCGCUCCGAAGGAUUUGAUCGUCUAUCAGAGCUCCUCCCGCACACAUAUUCCGCAUACUUUUCUCCACAUGGCUGAGAACAUGGACGUCAUCGAUCUGUGGCACAAGGGCGCCUUCUUGAUGAACCUGUUGGCUCCCGGCUGUCAUUACACGGACAAUCGCUUAGUCUAUAAAUUCCUAGUGUUCACCAAACAAAUUAUACCAGCUUUGCUUGUGGACAUGCUUCUGAGGCUCUUCGGACGUCCGCCAGCGCUCAUGCCUAUCGCGCGCAAGUCCUAUCAAACGCUGGAGGUGAUGAAACCCUUCAUGUUCAACAACUACGACAGUCCCGGUUGCACUGAUAUCGACACCGUUCUAGACAUAAAUCGAAACACGGAAUUUUGUCUGUACGAUGAAUAUCGUUAUGCGCAUUCGGAGGAACGUCUAAUCACCGCUUGCAAGAACAUGAUACUCAGCAUUCGACACGAUUUACUUGGCGAGAGUCCACAGACACUGCCACGGGCUCAGAUCAUUUUGCGCAUCAAGGAACACAUCAAUAUUGCCGUGCGCCUCUAUCUGCUCUAUAAGCUCUGUUGCUGGCUCUGGUAUUCCUACCUCGUUUAGCUGCUCGGUCGACUACAGGGUUAUUUAUGCUACCCAAAUCGCUGGGAUAGAUAUUCUUAGAUCUAUCUGAGGCUUUAUCUGAUAUAGUACUUUAUAUGGGAGAUAUCGGCUUCGGUUUAUCGAAGGAAUUGCGCAAAUUUUUUGGUUUUUUUUUUGUUCCUAGUCCCUAAGCUGCCAAACAAUAUUUUGUAUGCAAAUAAAAUUAAAUGUAUCAAAAACUGACCUGACUCUGACCCAAUGGAUGACUCUGACGCAGGGAUCCGUAGCGCUUGAUGACCCCGGAACCGGAACGCGAACGGGAUAGAUCAUUGCGUGAACUGGUGUACUCGGGAAUAUUGUGCAGCGAGCCCUGAAAUCAUUGGAAAUCAUACAGAGUGAGGUUGGCGGGGAUUCACAAGACUCACAUACCUGAUAGAGGGCAUCGGGUCGAUACAUUGUGCCGCUGGCGCUGUGCUCACGAUGCGAAUCACGCAGCGGCAUCAACUGCGGCUGGCUGGCAAAGGUCCUGGUGAUGUCAUCGUUGCUGUUGCUCUUCACCACCGUUGUGCUAUUGUUCACCGCCUGUCCAUUGAGCAAUCCAUUCGAGUUGUUGUUCUGUGCAAAUAUCGGAUUAAAUCUCUUUUGUAAGUGGACACCUGUUGCUCAACUUACCAGUCCCGGCUUGAGGUUGUGUCCUACGCUAUUGGAACGACAGAGUCCGUUGCCACCGCCUCCGCCAAUUGUUGGUGUAUCGUUACGUUGCGGCAGCUGCAGAUACUGAUCUGUGACGGGUUUCGCCUUGAGCGGUUCCAGCUCAGCGGGCGUUACAUUCUGAUCCUUGAUGCUCGAUUUGUUGCCCAACUUGGCGGCCUUGGGCUGUGGCGCCUCCAAUGGUCUAAACAUUGCACCAAAGAUGAUGCAGUUGAGCAUCAAGCCGCCAAUGAUGAGCAUGGCACCACGCCACCCAUAGCUAGCAAUCAGCGUUUCCGUCAGC
This is a messenger RNA of Drosophila nasuta, 2525 nucleotides long. It is a transcript of the gene FarO, whose product is annotated as Fatty acyl-CoA reductase in oenocytes. The record is from RefSeq and is a predicted model, not a curated record. NCBI's taxonomy places the organism in Eukaryota, Metazoa, Arthropoda, Insecta, Diptera, Drosophilidae. Gene Ontology annotation, molecular function: alcohol-forming very long-chain fatty acyl-CoA reductase (NADP+) activity. Gene Ontology annotation, cellular component: peroxisome. Gene Ontology annotation, biological process: long-chain fatty-acyl-CoA metabolic process. The transcript is spliced from 7 exons. Bases 59 to 1552 code for a protein of 497 amino acids.